This is a messenger RNA of Amoebophrya sp. A120, 694 nucleotides long. Lineage: Eukaryota; Dinophyceae; Syndiniales; Amoebophryaceae. The record is from the annotation of a GenBank genome assembly.
AAGGAUCCAGUGCUAGAUGGAGGUUUUCGUAGUUUGCAGAUGAUCCGGACCCGAUAUUAAUGUAGCUAAGUAAGUAGAGAAACGAUCGUCCGUAACAAGGUCGUGGACCAAUUUACCUGCAGGAAAUCUUUGGAUAAUUACGUUGUUUGGUAAAAAAUAUUUCCCGCAACCCGAAGUACAACCCUAGUCCCCGUGCCGUCGAUAUCGCAUUGCUGGUAGGUGGAACAACCACGUUUUUUUCUUUUGCCUCCCCGACUCCUGCUUGCUGAUUUUCUUACGCAAUAGUGCUAAGAACGCUGCACGUUCUUCAUAUAGUUAUACAGCGGUCUCCACCGUUUGCCCCUUUGUGCAUGCGGUCACAAAAAUGAGUGCCCCUGCAGCAGAUGCCCCGGUGUCGAUCUCGCUGGUCAAGAGGUCUGGCGGUGUCCGACAGGUCGCCCUCCCAAGAGAUGAGAUCGGAACGAUUUCAGGCACGGACGACGUGUAUGUCCCACACUUACGGAAACUGGUUUACGAAAAGCUCCGGGAAGAGGCGCCGCCGCACUGGUCUUGCAUUUCCGCCAGGACGACUGCGGGGGACAAUCCGCUUCGUGUGAAUGUGGCAGCGUUGGAUCCCGAUUCCGCCCCUACUACCUUGUUUGCGGUACAUACACACUCGUGCGCUUUUUUCUUUGAAUGCGCAGUAGCCAAUUAG